AUGAAGGCGGAGUACGAUGCUGUUAUCAACGAUGGUGUAACUCUUACUCUAAAGCUGACGUCAUUCUGGAAAGAAGUACGCAAAUUGGACUUCUAUUGGAAAAUAACAGGAAGUAUAUGGCAGAAGAGAAAAAUGAGUUUUGAAAGUGCGAGAAAAGCCACAAGGAAAAUGAAUCGCCAUUCCGUCAUUCUACACGGCAAGAAACGGACACGUCGUACCUACCUCCAACGUAGGGCAGAGGAUUUGACAGUUUUGAUCUACGAUUGUGUUGAUUUUGUCGCCAAAGGCAAGGUACCUAACGGACAUAUUUUAUACUAA
Messenger RNA from Acanthoscelides obtectus, 318 nucleotides. The record is from the annotation of a GenBank genome assembly. Lineage: Eukaryota; Metazoa; Arthropoda; Insecta; Coleoptera; Chrysomelidae.